CUCGACUUCCCUCUCUUUCUGGCCAACUCUUGCUUGCAUCAUGUCUCCCAGACAAGCCAUGAUUCAUUCCAAGUGCCCUACAUUUCAUUUUUCAGGCUGCUAAUCAAGAUUAAGCUCCAAUUUCUGAGCAGAAGCUCCCGUGUCGCUUCAAGCGACGCCAUCCGUGCUGUGCUCCUGAGCGAACGGCACGGCACACAAUGGACGGCGAGAUCCAACCCGAUCCUGAUCAUGAAAAUCCUCAUCAGGACAAUCGCGACCGUCGAGACCGUCGAGACCAUCGCGAUAGUUCCCGUGACGGUCGUGCUUCCGGGAAUCGUCAGCCGAUCAUCCCUAGGGAGGACGUCGCAGAAAUCGAAACCGGUUCGGACAACGCGGAUCGUCGCGUGUUGGCCGAGCUCGCGACGGCGCUAUCCCUCGCCGAACGCAUUCUUCAGAUCGCCGCCACCGCGUCACAGACUCGCGUCCACCGGCUGCUAACGGAUCGCAUUGCAACGCGUACGCAGCAGCUGCUUCCCGUGCUUCGCCGCCUGCAGGCUUCGUCCAUGAGCCUCAUCCAUGACCCCCGAGCCUCCUUCGUCUUCGAGCGUCUGGUUACAGAGUUACAGGAGGCGAAGCUCCUCUUGGAGACCUGCACCAAAGUGUCCGUGCUUGGGAUUAUGUUCCGCUUUAAGCGCCGGGCGGAAAUCGCGGAGCGGUUGGAAUCGUGUUUAGCGGAGAUUCGCCAGUGCCAUACGGAAUGCCUCAUUCUGAUUGGCCAGGACAACUUCCACGGCCGCGGGGUCUACACGCCGGGCAGCGUAAUAGGCGGCGUCAACAGCGGUGCCGGAGGCAUCGGCGGAGGGACUGGCGGAGGCAUCGGCGGGGGCUUGGGCGGGGAUCCAGCGGAGCGUUUUGGCUCUGAUUACGGUUCCGCGGGUGGAGGAGGCUUACAGCGUGGGUUUUCAACGGAGGUGAUUCUCCCUUCCAGCCCCAUGGUCGACCGCUCCCCGCGCGCCUGGAACGGCGGCGGGCAAUCCGGGUCGCACAAUUCCCGGCUCGGCGCGCUCCCGCGGUCAGGAAGCGACGGCGUGCAGGAGCAGGGGUCGCACGGCGCGCGCGGACUGCACGGGAUUCACGGGGUUUAUGGUAAUUACGGGGAGCGCCACCCGCAGCAGGAGCGGCAGCGGCGGCUUGCGCCGGACCUGCACCGGCCCAGCACGGCGGGGGAGGCGGCGGUGAUGCCUCGCUCCUUCUCCUCCACCGACGCUGCUGACGUGGCGGCGGCGCGCGGCACUCCCGGGGAGUUUUCGAUGGACAUUCCGAACGGGGAGGGGAUGGGCGCAGACGCUAACGGAGGGAUGGUGCCCUCAGGUUACACGUCAUCCCACGUCAGACAUGCGUCGGAAUACCCGCGCCCCCCUCCCAGCGUGAGCAGCAUCUCGUCGGAAUGCGACCACGCGCGCGUGCUGGUCUCCGCGCUCACCGACGGAUCCACCGCCGAGAAGCGGGCCGCACUAGCCGCGCUCCUAGAGCUGGCGGAGACGGACGAAGGGAAGCUUAGCGUCGCCGCGGCCGGCGCAGUGCCCGUGCUGUCUGUGAUCCUCGCCCUUCCGGAUAGCCUGGGGGAGCCCACGAAGCUAGCCGCCGCCCGCGUGCUGCUGCGCCUCGCGUGCCUAGACGAGAACCGAGUCGUGAUCGCUAAAGCGGGGUGCGUGCCCUCGUUUGUGUCACUCCUGCGCUCCGGGAGCCCCGAAGCCAGGGCGGUCGCGGCGCGGGUGCUGUGGAAUCUAGCGGUCAACACGGAGAAUAAGGUCAUAAUCGCCGCGUCAGAAGCCGUCCCGUCAUUAGUCGCUAUCAUCCAAUCGGAGUCGGAGCCUGUAGCGAAGCAGGAAGCGGCCGAAGCGCUAGCACAGCUCACAGCCAAUAACAUGAAGAACCAGGCGGCUGUAGCUGAGGCAGGCGGCAUCCCGGCCCUCGUGACUAUGCUGAAGGAAGGCUCCCCUCGGGAGCAGGAGAAAGCAGCGCUCGCUUUAGGCACGCUCGCCGUGAAUAACGACGAGAACAAGCUGACUGUAGCGGGAGCGGGCGCGUCCCCGCUGCUCCUAGACCUUCUCUGCCAGAGCGACAAUCCCGAGGCUUCGAAAAACGCCGCCUGGGCGCUCUACGUGCUGUCCUCCAAUAAGAUCUCCGCGUCUUACAUCCUCGCUAGUGGCGGACUCACUGCAGUGAAACGAGUGCACAAUACAGGCCCGCCAGAGUCGCUGUACUGGGCUGCGCAUAUCUUGUCCCUGCUGGACCCGUCGUCUGGUCCCCCUGAGAAGCACCCGGCGCACCGGCUGUCGAAUGCGGGGCUGUUGAAGGGGGGGAGGGACGAGGAGGAUGCUAUGAGCCAGCGAAUGGAGGAGAGGCGGGCCACGCGGGAGAGGAUUGUCCAGGGCUGGUGACACCGCAGGGGUGGGGAGAAAUCCGGGCUGGUGAGACAGCAGGGCGGAGCUGCGGGGGUGUUGCGAUGGUGGGGGUGGUGAAACAACAGCUGUGAGAGUGGUGAGAUAGCAGGGAUGGUGAGAUAGUGGGAUGGUUAGACAGCAGGGUGGCAUGACGGGUGGUGAAGUUAGUGUGGUUGGGGCAGUCAAAGUGGUGAGGGAGUGAGACGAGUGAGCAAGCUGGGGUUGGGAGAUACAGCGGGGAUGGUGAAACGGACAGGCAGCUCACUUAGGGUGGCUGGGAAAGGGGAUGCGAGGCAGCAGACUCGUUUCCAGAAGGAUGGUUGUUCACAGCAGCCUUCCUUGUGGUUGCCGAGUACACUGCCAGCAGGGUGAGGCAGGAGUGGUGCAGUCAGGCCAGGGGGUGUGGGAGGAGGGCGUAUAGUGUGUGAAGUGUGCGUGCUGUCAGGCAAGGCUGAACACAGCAAGUGCUCCUUGGGGGUCUGUUUCAAGUUUCAACCACUUGAUUGGGGUGCUGAUGAGCCUUGUUACCGUUACCGGUAUUGGUGGGACUGGCAGUUUAAGGUGACGCGCUUCUACUACCGGUAUGUGAUACCAAAUGGAGCAGCAGGUUCCAGGAGCUUGGUUCUGGAGGUGCAAUGCCAGCUUGGUUGGAAGGGGGGAGGGCUCCUGUGGGUUGUGGCAAUGUGGUGUUUUGGAGACCCCUGUUGCAGGAAAACCAGAGGGACUUGUCUCAUUCUAUGAUUGGAUUAGGAUUUUUUAUUUAUUUAUCCCUGUUCCGGUAGGAUUAGACAGCUUCAGUAGCCUUUUAUAUGAAGACACUUCAUUAGGUUUGAGUGCAACCUGUUGUGCA
Messenger RNA from Closterium sp. NIES-67, 3276 nucleotides. The record is from the annotation of a GenBank genome assembly. NCBI's taxonomy places the organism in Eukaryota, Viridiplantae, Streptophyta, Zygnematophyceae, Desmidiales, Closteriaceae.